AAAGGGAAGCAGCUCUGCAGCGUCACGAAAACCGCAAACCCGCCACGAAAUUGAUCGCAUUUACCGACCGCACAGACAAAACCAAAACAAGCCCUAUCCAGCUGCACGACAGCGUCUACGCACGCCUCACCUGCUUGCAUCACAUACUUAUCUGCUUGAGCGGCAAUUGAUUUCUCCUCCCUCGUGAGCGCCCGACCGCAGCAUCACGACGACGCCAUGCCUCAGCUACCAUCGAGCUUCGCCUCCGCCGCCGCUGGCCAGAACCGAGACGCCAGAGCAUCCGGGCGCAGCGAUUCUGCCCGCGGGCCCGGGGGCGUCGAAUGGCCUCGUCCCAACGGCACCAGAACCUUCCGCCGAGCCUCGACCACUCCCUUGAACCCGUCUGCCGCCGCGAGCCCGGCUGAUAGUCCACAUACCUCUCUCAACGAUCUCCCCUCCGCGUCCGCGAAUAGCCAGCCUGCCACUUCUGACCCCCCUGCCGAUCUCCGCUACACCAGGGAGGAGCUGCUAGAAAUCUACAAGAAAGCCGUUGAGCCUGCCGAGAUCGACACGGCCGGUUUGCUCGACCCCUCCUGGAACCCCGCGCAGCUCAACGGGAGCCACCCGCGGCCCUGGGGCAAGACCUCCGACUCGACCCACGUCCCACAGGAUCCGAGUGUGUGUUGGGACUCGGCUGGCAGUGUGAGACCCAUCAGCUUCGAGGAGAUGUCGGCAGAGGAGCGCGACAUGUUUGCUACCGACGUCAACUCGACCCUCAAACCGCCCCAGCAGAACAAGGAUGGGAACCAUCAGGGGGCCUCAGGCGUCAACGGGCGGAAGACGUCGGUCAGCGUCGGCAGCGCCGCCAACUACCAGACUUCGUCCCCGUCCGCUGCUUCCCGCCCGGGCACCCGCCGACGGGAGACGACCGAUACCAAUCCUUUCCCCACGGGGCCCUCGACCGCCUCGCCAACCGCGAGCAGAUUUGUCCGCGACGAGUCCUGGCUCCCUCGCCGCAGCACCGAGCUCAAGGAAACGACCAUAUCCGACGAGCCUGAGGAGGUGGCAGGUGCACGCGAGGCCGGCCCGCCCAAGAGCCAACCUUUUGGGCUACCCCGCAGCAACACCAUGGGGACCUCGGGCUUCGGCGCGGCCAGCUCGCUCUGGGGCUCCGGACCCGCGUCGACCGGCGCGACCGGCGCCUUCGGAAGCUUUGCCCUGCCGACGCCGGCCACCGGGGACAAGCGCUUCGGCACCGCCGCCGGGAGCCGUCUCGCCCACCUGAUCCCGAAGGACAAGGAGUCGGCCGACGGCGGCGCCGCCGCCGCCAAGCCCAGCGACGCCCCCAGCUGGCGACCCCGCCAGCGGACCGAUACCGACCCAUUUGCCGCCGACGACGGCCCGUCCGGCAGCGCCGCCCUGCGAGGGGAGGGCGACAACAGCCCUCCUGCCACUGCCCAGAACCAGCGCGGCGGCGUCCUCGAGACCCCUGUCAAGGGCGGCGCCGGAGACUUCGGCAUGGCCGGGCUCAGUCUCGGUGGCCAUGGACCCGGUGACGGUCCCGCGAGCCCCUCCGAGACGAACCCCUUCCGCAGCCCGCCGGGCGACCGCGCCGACGAGGGCCACGAGCAUGACGCGAAUCGCCUGGGCCACUCCGCCGCCAGCUCCGAGCAGCAGUCGAAUUUCAGCAGCCUUACCCGCUCGUUGGGUGGCGGCGCCUUCGAUGGCAGCGACCGCAGCCAGACCUCGAGCGUGGGAACCAAGGGCUUCCCCAGCGUGCCCCCGCUGUCGGGCUGGCCCGCCGGCCCUUCGGUCGGUACGCCGGACCGCGAGCGGGCUCCGUUCCCAGGUGCUCUCGGAGGCGGCAUCUUCAGUCCCUUGGCCGACCUCCCCUCGCCCGGCCUGGGCGGUCUCGGUGGCGUGUUCGGGCCGCCGGGUGGCUCGAGGCUGGGGCGCGGCAAGCUCGAAUCUCUCUUCCCUCCGGCCAUGCAGGCGCAGAUGCACGGACACGAUCAGGAGAGCCUCGCCGAUUCGCUCCCCGAUGUCCGACAUGUCAACCCCCUCGGGGCCAUCGGCCGAAGCACAGUCGGCCUCCAGCCGCGCGACGCCGACAGCCCGGCGAGGGCGACCCGCGGCCCGCUCGAGGACCUCUUCCCCGCCGCCCCGGAGUCCAGGCGCUCUCCUUUCUCGACCGGCGAGCUGGGCCAGUCCGCCCCCGGCGCCCCGGCUCCGCCGCAGUCGUUCCCCACGCUCGGAUCCUACCCGUCCAUGCCGUCGGCGGCCGACCCCAUGGCUAGAAGCCUGGUGCUGCCGGACCGCAUGCGUUGGCUCUACCUUGACCCCCAGGGCGCGGUGCAGGGGCCGUUCAGCGGCCUGGAGAUGCACGACUGGUUCAAGGGCGGUUUCUUCAACAACAAUCUCCACGUGAAGCGACUCGAGGACGACAAGUUCGAACCCCUGGGUGAGGUCAUCCGGCGCAUUGGCAACUCGCGCGAGCCUUUUCUCGUUCCCCAGAUCGGCAUCCCGCAUGGUCCGCCUCCCGCCACGGGCCGUCUGGGCGCCGGUUCUACCGAGGCCGUGCCGCCGCUGCAGGGCGCCUUCCCCUCCUUCGGGCGCACCCUUACCGCGCAGCAGCAGAACGAGCUCGAACGCCGUAAGCAGGAGGAGCAGAUGUUCCACGCUCGCCAGCGCGAACUGGCUCAGCACCACCAUGGUCCCUUCGGAGCCCUGCCGCCAAUCCGGCCCGGCGCGCCGGGCGCGCUCCACCACCAUUCCAGCGCGCACAGUCUCCAGAGCCAGCCGAGCUUCGGCAACAUGGCCUCGCCCGUCGGGAUGACGCCUCAGCUCCUCCUCGGUCCCGGCGCCCCGACGCAGGCUUUCUUCGACGGGGCCGCCCCUCCCUUGGCGCCCGGUCCCGCCCAGCCGCCGAUCGGUCCUGCGGGAGACGUCUUUGCAGCAGAUCUCAACCCCGGCGAGCGCCAGAUUCUGGCCGAUCUCGAGGCGGCCGCCAGCCUGCCGGGCGGUUAUCCCGGCCCCCAAGCCCCCGGAGGAGGCGUCGGAGGCGGCAGCACGGGGCUGCGUGCUCAGCUCCCCAGCGUGGACCAGCUCCAGAGGGACCCGGAGGGGUUUCACGCCAGACUGCAGGAGUUUGAAAAGCUGAGAGCGCAGUUCGAUGCCGAGCAGGCCAUGCGGGGAUCCGGCGCGCCCGAGACGAAGCACGACGGUGCAGGCAAGUCUGGCGUCGCGGACUUUGCACCCAUGGAACCCCCCAAGGACGCCACCACCGGGCCUAUGACGCCUGCCGAAACGAAGAGCCAGGGACAACAACAGGCGGAAUUAACUCUCACUGAAAAGGUGCGCAAGACGCAGGCCGACAAUGCGAAGUCGGCGCAGUCGGCGGCGCCGGCCUCCGACCUCCCGAUGCCGUUCCCCCCGCCCGCGCAGGCCACGCCUCUCGCGGCCCCCACGGCCCAGCGCCCCGCGUCGAACCUGCCGGCGAGAUUCGGCGAGCGAUCCGCCGCGGGCACGCCGGACACCACAUCGGACGCGGCCGCUCUCGCGCCGCCUCCCACCGCGCCGUGGGCACCGCAGCCUGGUGCGGAAGUGCCGAAGGGCCCGAGCCUCAAGGAGAUCCAGGAGGCGGAAGCGAAGAAGGCGGCCAAGAAGGAGGAGGCGGCCGCUGCUGCCAGGCGGGCCGCGCUGGAACAGGAAGCGGCGGCGAUGCGCGAGCGCGAGAAGGCGGCCGCAGCCGCGGCGAAUCCGUUGCUGCCACCGACCAGCACCUGGGGCACGGGAUCGCCGGUCGGCGGCUCGUCCGGCAGCCCGUGGAAGCAGCCUGCUGCGCUGAAAGGUGGGGCGGUCGGCGCGGGACCCGCCAACAGCGGCUCCAAGAAGACGCUGGCGGAGAUCCAGCGCGAGGAAGAGGCGCGCAAGCAGAAGGCCAAGGAGGCGGCGGCUGCGCAGGCCGGCACGGUCCCGGCGCCCGCCAUGGGCAAGCGCUAUGCCGACCUGGCCGGCAAAGCCACGGCGAACCCGCCCGGUCUUUCGGGCUCUGGCCCCGCCGCUCAGACGGUUCAGGCCGGCGGCGGAUGGUCUACUGUUGGCGCGGGCGGCAAGGUCAAGGUCCCGACGGGUCCGGCCGUGCAGAGCCGCGCAGCCAGCGCCAGCAACAUCAAGCCCGCCCCGACCCCAGCCGCAGCGAAGGCGGCAGCACCCAAGCCGGUGCAGACGACGCUCAAGGACGCCAAGAACGUGGCCAUGGAGGAGUUCAAGAAGUGGUUGCACCGGGAGCUGGCGCGCGGCCUUGUUGGGGUUAACGACAUCGAGCAAUUCGCGGCCACGCUGCUGGAGCUGCCGCUCGAGCCGGCGAUCCUCUCGGAGGCGGUGUACGGGUACAGCGAGACCAUGGACGGCAACCACUUCGCCAACGAGUUCGUGCGGCGCCGCAAGCUCGCCGACAAGGGCAUCUCGGAGAAGGAGCCGGCCAGCUCGGCCAGCGACAGCCGCAACAGCACCAACGGCGGGUGGAGCGAGGUGGCCAAGAAGGGCAGCAACAAUAGCAACAACAACGGCGGCGCGGCCGGCAAGGAGGACCCCGGCAUCCCUGGUUUCCGCAUCGUGCAGGGCAAGAAGGGCAAGGGCAGGAAAUAGGCUGCGCUCUCUGCCACCGUGGAUCGAGCCGAGGCUGCCUCCGAGGAGUGCCCGGCUGUGGUGUGUUCAGCUUGUUGAGAUUGGGUGCGGCUGUUAACUGUAACUGUGUCCGCGGUGCGCUGCAGUCUGGCUUGGUUGGUUUGCAUUUGACGUAAGUGGUU
Messenger RNA from Thermothielavioides terrestris NRRL 8126, 4790 nucleotides. RefSeq lists its product as uncharacterized. The coding region runs from base 217 to 4629 and encodes 1470 amino acids. Lineage: Eukaryota; Fungi; Ascomycota; Sordariomycetes; Sordariales; Chaetomiaceae. The transcript is spliced from 3 exons. The record is from RefSeq and is a predicted model, not a curated record. Gene Ontology annotation, molecular function: protein binding.